UCACUUGUUAAACGCAUGCAGUUGCGACUUUGGUGCCCGGCGAGCAGACCUAAAAAAGGGGAAGCGGGACGACAACCACUCAGAGCUCGGCAAUCUCAACGAGUAUGCCCUAUGUGCGGAGUAGACAACGCAGAUCGGAGUCCGGGUCCAAGUCAGUCCAGUUUUGAACACGAACACGGUCGCAAUGUCUCCGGAUCGCCACGCCAGUCCCAAUGCACUGCUCCCAUUGGUAAUCGCAGGCGCCCUGCUUUUCUCGAUGCUGGCUCAGGUGAGCGGCUACUCGGGCCUAAUUCCACCGGAUCCAGAAAAUCCUGGCAAAUGCGUUUACCGUGGAGACAGCCUGGAGUUGGGGGUCAAAACUGGCAUCACGCCCUGCCAACGGUUAACGUGCAACAAGGAUGGCUCAAUAUUUAUCGAGGGAUGCGGAAAGCUGCGCAUCGAAAACUGCAAUCACGGCGAACGCAUCCAGCCCAGCGAUCCCUUCCCCGAAUGCUGCAAACUGAGAUACAAAUGCACACGGAUCGGUGCGGCGCCCUACUAUAUCGAGCGGAAUACGGCCGAAAGGGUCUAAGAGGACUACCGGGGAUUACCUAGAUUACCUGCCCGGAUUGAACGACCGGGGGAGCCCCACCAAAGCCAAGGACGCCUUCAAUCUUUCUUAGAUGCCACAUACAUAUAAUCAACAAUUUGCUAAUUUAUUUGUCAUCUUGAAUUUCUCAAUAAGCACCAUGUUUUGUUUUUUUUAA
Drosophila suzukii is the source of this 746-nucleotide messenger RNA. RefSeq lists its product as uncharacterized. Lineage: Eukaryota; Metazoa; Arthropoda; Insecta; Diptera; Drosophilidae. The record is from RefSeq and is a predicted model, not a curated record.